Condylura cristata (star-nosed mole) is the source of this 1452-nucleotide messenger RNA. RefSeq names its product BPI fold containing family B, member 2 (gene BPIFB2). The transcript is spliced from 16 exons. NCBI's taxonomy places the organism in Eukaryota, Metazoa, Chordata, Mammalia, Eulipotyphla, Talpidae. Gene Ontology annotation, molecular function: lipid binding. The record is from RefSeq and is a predicted model, not a curated record.
AUGAAGCAGGCAGGGGAAGGCGAUUCUUCUCCAGCAGGGAUCCCACAGAUUUUGGGGGGUAACAGCCAGGCCACCGUGGCUCAGGCACGUGGGCUGGCGCUGCUCUUGGUGCUGCUGCCGCCCGUGGCUGGCACUUCCAUGCCGAGCACCGUGGUCAGACUCAACAACGCCAUGCUGAGCCACGUGUCUGACAUCGGCAAAGGCCCUCUGCAGCGGGCUCUGCAUGUCAAUGUCCCGGACUUUGUGGACCAGAGUGGAGAGGAGCUUCAGCUCCCCAGGAUCCAGAUUCUGAAUGUCCAUGUGCCCCACCUCCGCCUGAAAUUCAUUGCCAAUUUUGGGGUACACUUGUUGGCAGUAGCCAAUUUUACUUUCAAGGUCUUUUGCACCCCAGAGACCCUGGAGCUGAAGAUGCCUGUGGUACUGAAGGCUGAUGCCCAAGUGGCCCAGAGCCCCAUCGGGACCCCCGUGGUCAGCAUCUCCACCUGCUUCUCAUUCUUUGACAAUGCCACCCUGCUUCGUGGCCGUAACAGCACCCCGCCCUCGCUGCUGGCCCCGGUGCAGACGUACAUGCAAGCUGUCCUCCGGAACAAAAUGUGCCUGUGUGUCUCCAACCUGGUGCAGACCCUCAACUUGCACUUGGGCACUUUCAUUGGCCUCAACCCUGUGGGCCCCGAGUCCCAGAUCCGCUACUCCCUGGCCCGUGCGCCCACGGUCACUGAGGACUGCAUCUCCUUGGAGGUCAAGAUGGUUCUCUUGCUGCUGGGCAGGCCCAUCGUGCUGCCUGUGAGCGCUGCCCCCUUCACGCUGCCGGAGCACGUGGGCACCAAGGAUGCCAUGGCAACCGUGGGCCUCUCCCAGCACCUCUUUGAGUCAGCCCUCCUGCUGCUGUAGAAGGCUGGUGCCCUCAACCUGGACAUCACAGGGGAGCUGAAGUCGGAGGACAACCCGCUGAACACCUCCUCGCUGGGCCAGCUCAUCCCGGAGGUGGCCCGCCAGUUCCCGGACCCCAUGCCCGUGGUGCUCAAGGUCCGGCUGGGUGCCACGCCGGUGGCCACGCUCCACACCAACAACACCACCCUGCGGCUGCAGCCCCUUGUGGAAGUCCUGGUGGUGACCUCCAACUCAGCCUUCCAGUCCCUCUUUUCCCUGGAUGUGGUAGUGAACUUGAACCUUCAGUUCUCUGUGUCCAAGGUGAAGCUUCAGGGCACCACGAAUGUGCUGGGGGAUGUCCAGCUCACGGUGGCCUCUUCCAAUGUGGGCUUUAUUGACAUGGACCAAGUGCACACGCUCAUGGGUGCCGUGUUUGAGAAGCCCCUGCUGGACCACCUCAACGCUCUGCUGGGCAUGGGGAUUGCCCUUCCCAAAGUGGUCAACCUCUUCUACAUCAACCCUGAGGUCUCUGUCCAUGAGGGCUUCGUUGUGAUCUCCAGUGGGCUCUCAUACCAGCGCUGA